This is a messenger RNA of Lolium rigidum, 2067 nucleotides long. RefSeq lists its product as uncharacterized. The transcript is spliced from 6 exons. The record is from RefSeq and is a predicted model, not a curated record. NCBI's taxonomy places the organism in Eukaryota, Viridiplantae, Streptophyta, Magnoliopsida, Poales, Poaceae. Bases 1616 to 1963 code for a protein of 115 amino acids.
CCGAACGUCCCCAUGGCUGCAUCGCCGCCGCUCACAUCCUUCCAUGGGGUUCGGCGCCCUCCUCUCUCCCUGGCUCAUCUUCCUCCUUGGGCAGCUAGCGGCAUGGAGGAGAAGUUGGCGACCUCAUCUCCUUCAUGAGGUGCCUGGUGACGUGGGCGAGCUCUGUGCCCUCUUCUCCCUCUCGAGGUGGUCGGCGAUGCGGUGGAGGAGCUCGAUAUCCCCCUUCCCCUACCGGGCGGUAUGGCUACCGGCGGAUCUGACGCGCCCAGAUGUAUUUACCCUAGCUCCCUGGCGAUCCCUCGCUCUCUCUCUCUCUCUCCCAGACGCGGUGGCGAACAUGGCGUGUAGGACGAGAGGGAGUUGCCUCUCGCCGGCAGUUCACAGCGCACCGUGUGCCGGCCAGGGAGGUGCUCCCGUACCCUUCGGCGGUGGCCAGGCUGAAGGAAGUCGGCCUCUCGCUGCUCACAUACGGCCUGCUCAAGUUGGAUGUGUUUAAGGGGUCAGGGUGAGAAGGGGACGUAUUGCCUGGCCCGAUUCCCAUCUCUCGAAUUUAGAUGGAUGCAUAUAUGCAUAUUAUAAGGCUGCACUAUUUCCUGCUGUUUGUUUUGAUUCGUUUUAUUGUUCCUUCUUCUCAUGAAGCCGUCUGUUGCUGUUGGUAUUCUGGUGGUACAUGCGUCAUGUUAUAUUAUUUGACUCGUGGUUAAAUAGAGAACCAAAAUAAGUAACUGCUUCGUAUGCAAAUAAAGAAUUGCCAGGCUUACUAAGCGAUUUUAUCUCUGAUUUCCCUAACCAGAUUUCAUUAGCAUUGCCUUUGUACAUUUUAAAUUUUCCUAGAAGUACUUGCUCCUUAAUUGCACCAUGGUAUGGUCAAUCUACACAAGAAUAAGUCUCAGUUUGUUUCCUCUUUUGUAUGCCAGCACUGAUUGCACAAGAGUUACUCUAGGAAACCAAUUGCGCCUUUGGUUCUGUAAAUGUUCAUCCCAAAUCUUGGUUGAUUAAGCAAAUUCUUGCAAAGUUUGGUGCUAUGUCAAUCCCUUAGCUUAACAUCAUUUUCAUUAUUAAUGUCCGUACCAGUAGUCGUGCUUGAAAUGUGCAAUGAUUUAACAUGUGAUGCUCACGUGCCUUUAUCCUGGUGUAGUACAUUGGAACCCAUAGAAACAUGAGCUUAAUUUUGUUUUGCAUGAUUGUAGGUCAUAUGUCACAUGUUUCAAUCAAGUACCGAAUUCUCCUGCUGUUUUUUUUUCAUUCUGAAAAUCUAGCUUUUAUCAUGUCAAAUUCAGUAUUCAUAGCAUUGAUGGCAUCUCAUGUUUCAGUCAAGUGCACCAAAUUCUCCUGUGAUUUCCCUUCUGAAAUCUAGGUUCUAGCGGUUCUUCUUAAGUUAUCAUUUUCUUUGUGCAUGGGAAAACUUCCCAACCUUCCAGCUCCUUAUUUUUUGUGUGGUCUCUCUUACCUUGCAGAUAUUAGUCUCCUGUGUGGGUGGGCAUUCAGUAACAUGGCAGUUCGUAUCGUCAAUACAAUCACAACCAAAUUUAGUAAGGAUACAGUGCUAACAAACUGAUGGUCAUACAGUUGGUUUGCAAGAUUACGCCCACGAUGAAAUCAGCAUCAGAGAGCUAUGUACGUUGCACAUGAAUUUGGUAUCACAAGAAUCUUCGCUUUCAAAAGCACUUCUGUAACAUGUUGGGGCGUCAACAUACCAAUUCCUGAGAUGGACAUUCUACUUGAGAGUCUCCGCAUCAUUAUGUGGCAAUGCCCGGGUAGUACAAAGAAGGAACCAAUUGAAACAACUCUUUAUGCUUUGGCCAUAGAGCCCAUAGAGACUCUUGUGGUACAGUCUUUCAGUCACGUUGAACUGAACAAUGGGAACAAGACAGUGUUUGGCCCACUCAUGUUCCUGGGUGACAACAUGAUUUCUUUCACAAGCAAAGAUGCAAUUCUGCUUGUGGAAAUCACCAAAGGUUGAGCCGACUUCGCCCCUUCUACAAUUACCAAUACAGUAGGCAAAACAUGUGUUGUUGUCGCUGAAGUCAUAGGAAGCUCUCGAUGCCAAAAAUGUAAUUCCCUUUA